Molecule: messenger RNA, 2098 nt
Organism: Merops nubicus (carmine bee-eater)
Lineage: Eukaryota; Metazoa; Chordata; Aves; Coraciiformes; Meropidae
Gene: RDX
Product: radixin
Exons: 14
Coding region: 1-1785 (594 amino acids)
Biological process (GO): regulation of organelle assembly; positive regulation of protein localization to early endosome; positive regulation of early endosome to late endosome transport
Cellular component (GO): apical part of cell; microvillus; adherens junction
Molecular function (GO): cell adhesion molecule binding; actin binding
Source: RefSeq, a predicted model, not a curated record
AUGCCGAAACCAAUCAAUGUCAGAGUAACUACAAUGGAUGCAGAGCUGGAAUUUGCCAUCCAGCCCAAUACGACAGGCAAGCAGCUCUUUGAUCAGGUAGUGAAAACUGUUGGUCUUCGUGAAGUCUGGUUUUUUGGGCUGCAGUAUGUGGACAGCAAAGGCUACUCAACGUGGCUGAAGCUAAAUAAAAAGGUAACACAGCAAGAUGUAAGGAAAGAAAAUCCUUUGCAGUUUAAGUUCAGGGCCAAGUUUUUUCCAGAGGAUGUAUCUGAAGAAUUAAUUCAGGAAAUAACUCAGAGACUUUUCUUCCUGCAAGUCAAAGAAGCAAUCUUAAAUGAUGAAAUAUAUUGCCCACCAGAAACUGCAGUUCUUCUGGCUUCUUAUGCUGUCCAGUCCAAGUAUGGAGACUACACUAAGGAGAUACACAAACUAGGCUACCUAGCCAAUGACAGACUUCUCCCUCAGCGUGUGUUAGAACAGCACAAACUGACAAAAGAACAGUGGGAAGAAAGAAUACAGAACUGGCAUGAAGAGCACAGGGGAAUGUUAAGGGAAGAUUCUAUGAUGGAAUACCUUAAGAUAGCACAAGACUUGGAAAUGUAUGGAGUCAACUAUUUUGAAAUAAAGAAUAAGAAAGGAACUGAACUGUGGCUAGGAGUUGAUGCUUUGGGUCUGAAUAUUUAUGAGCAUGAUGACAAGCUGACACCCAAGAUUGGUUUUCCUUGGAGUGAAAUCAGAAACAUCUCUUUUAACGACAAAAAAUUUGUCAUAAAGCCAAUUGACAAAAAGGCCCCUGAUUUUGUUUUUUAUGCACCUCGUCUGAGAAUCAACAAGCGAAUUUUGGCACUGUGUAUGGGAAAUCAUGAAUUGUACAUGAGGAGGAGGAAACCUGAUACAAUUGAAGUGCAGCAGAUGAAGGCCCAAGCUAGAGAGGAGAAACAUCAGAAACAAUUGGAAAGGGCACAGUUAGAAAAUGAGAAAAAGAAAAGGGAGAUAGCAGAAAAGGAAAAGGAAAGAAUAGAGCGUGAAAAGGAAGAAUUAAUGGAACGCUUAAGACAAAUUGAGGAACAAACAAUGAAAGCCCAGAAAGAGCUAGAGGAGCAGACUAGAAGAGCUCUAGAACUGGAUCAGGAGCGGAAGCGUGCAAAAGAGGAAGCGGAGCGCCUGGAGAGAGAGCGUCGAGCAGCUGAAGAAGCUAAAGCUGCUCUAGCCAAGCAGGCAGCUGAUCAGAUGAAAAACCAGGAGCAGCUAGCAGCAGAACUUGCUGAAUUCACUGCCAAGAUUGCACUCCUAGAGGAGGCCAAGAAAAAGAAAGAAGAGGAAGCCUCAGAAUGGCAGCACAAAGCUUUUGCAGCCCAAGAGGACUUGGAAAAGACCAAAGAAGAACUGAAAUCUGUGAUGUCUGCUCCUCCUCCACCUCCUCCCCCACCAGUUAUUCCCCCAACAGAGAACGAACAUGAUGAGCAUGAUGAAAACAAUGCUGAAGCCAGUGCAGAGCUGUCUUCUGACGGUGUCAUGAACCACAGAAGCGAGGAAGAACGAGUGACAGAAACACAGAAAAAUGAACGUGUUAAGAAACAGCUCCAGGCGUUGAGUUCUGAGCUGGCUCAAGCCAGAGACGAAAGCAAGAAGACGCAGAACGACGUCCUUCACGCGGAGAACGUCAAAGCGGGCCGGGAUAAGUACAAGACUCUGCGGCAGAUCCGGCAGGGCAACACCAAGCAGCGCAUCGACGAGUUCGAGGCCAUGUUACAAAAGUACGAUCUCUUGCAGCCCUUAGGAUAGGAGCAAGGUAAAGAUCAGCAGAAGACCUGGGGUCUGCCAAAUCCUGCUAUUGCACUUCUGUAAAUCUGGACCGUUUACAGCACUUUAAAUUAGGUGCUGCCUGGUCCGUGAAGAGGUUUUUGGAAGGACCAGGAACUGCUGUUACGACAUUUCGCUAACGUUUGGUUCUCUCAUGGUCUCUAAAGCUCUCCUUUGUUGUCUUUUCCCAGGAGAAAAUUAGCUUUUUGAAGUAUUUAAGCUGUUGUUCUUCCCAGAAAAACAGGAAGUAGUCCUAAUAUGUUAAUCUUUAACAUGUAAUGGGACAUGCUAGAGU